AUGUCACUUCGUGAUCCUACAAAAAAAAUGUCCAAAUCAGAUUUAUUAGAUCAAUCACGGAUCAAUUUAAAUGAUUCAGCUACAACAAUUUCCUCAAAGAUUAGAAAAUCUGUUACAGAUACCACACAAGGAAUAACAUUCGAGCCAACAACUAGACCUGGCAUAUCCAAUCUUGUAAGUAUUUUUGCUGCAAUAAAAGGAUCAAGUGUAGAACAAAUUGUUGAAGAAUUUAGAACAAGUGACACCAAAACAUUUAAAGAUGCUUUAGCCGACACAUUGAUCGAAAGAUUAGUUCCAAUUCAAAAAGAGAUUGAACGUUUAAAACUUGAUGAAAGUUACAUUCAACAGGUAUUGAAAGAUGGAGCUGACAGAGCUUUCGAAAUUGCAGAAAAAAAUAAAAAAGAAAUCUAUAGACAUGUUGGAUUGAUAAAUUAA
Entrophospora candida is the source of this 435-nucleotide messenger RNA. The record is from the annotation of a GenBank genome assembly. NCBI's taxonomy places the organism in Eukaryota, Fungi, Glomeromycota, Glomeromycetes, Entrophosporales, Entrophosporaceae.